Syngnathus typhle (broad-nosed pipefish) is the source of this 2793-nucleotide messenger RNA. RefSeq names its product receptor-associated protein of the synapse, 43kD (gene rapsn). The record is from RefSeq and is a predicted model, not a curated record. Bases 15 to 1286 code for a protein of 423 amino acids. Gene Ontology annotation, molecular function: acetylcholine receptor binding; protein-membrane adaptor activity. Gene Ontology annotation, cellular component: synapse. Gene Ontology annotation, biological process: chemical synaptic transmission. The transcript has 8 exons. NCBI's taxonomy places the organism in Eukaryota, Metazoa, Chordata, Actinopteri, Syngnathiformes, Syngnathidae.
GAUGGCCUAAACAAAUGAAUAUUUUUAUGAGGCACCUCAAUACAGAGAUGGGCCAGGACCAAACCAAGCAACAGAUCGAGAAAGGACUGAGGCUGUACCAGUCCAAUCAGACCGACAAAGCUUUGCAAGUGUGGACAAAGGUGUUGGAGAAAACUUCGGAUCCUGGAGGGAAGUUUCGAGUUUUGGGAUGCUUGAUCACGGCGCACUCGGAAAUGGGAAAAUAUAAAGACAUGCUCAGGUACGCCUUGGAUCAAAUCGACACGGCUCGAGAAAUGGAGGAUCCGGAUUACCUGACUGAGGGCUACCUGAACUUGGCGCGCAGCAACGAGAAGUUGUGCGACUUUCACAAAACGGUCUCGUAUUGUAAGACCUGCUUGAACAUGCAGGGCACCACGGUCAGCCUGCAGCUCAAUGGGCAGGUGUGUCUCAGCAUGGGCAAUGCCUUCCUGGGCCUCAGCCACUUCCAACAAGCUCUGGAGAGCUAUGAGAAGGCCCUGCGCUACGCGCACAACAAUGACGACAAGAUGCUGGAGUGCCGUGUCUGCUGCAGUCUGGGAAAUAUUUACGUCCACCUGAAGGACUACGAGAAAGCUCUGUUCUUCCCCUGCAAAGCAGCCGAGCUGGUCAACGACUACGGCAAAGGUUGGAGCCUCAAGUAUCGAGCCAUGAGUCAGUACCACAUGUCCGUGGCCUAUAGGAAGCUGGAGCGCCUCCCGGACGCCAUGGAAUGCUGUGAGGAAUCAAUGAAAAUUGCUCUGCAGCACGGCGACCGUCCUCUGCAGGCUCUGUGUUUGCUGAACUUUGCAGACAUACACCGCUAUCGGCGUGACUGUGAUAAAGCAUUCCCUCGUUACGAGUCGGCGUUGGGUAUCAUGACUGAGAUUGGGAAUCGACUUGGGCAAGCUCAUGUGCAGCUGGCAGUGGCCAAGUGUUGGCUUCUGCUGAAGGAAUAUAUUAAGGCUCUGGAUUCUCUGGAACGAGCUCAGGCCCUGGCAGAUGGGAUGGGAAACAAGCUGUGCACGCUGAAGGCCCAUUGCCUGAGGGAAGGCAUCUACAGGAGUCAAGGCAGACAGGAGGAGCUGCGUGAACAGGUGGUGAAGUUCCUGCAGUGCGUGGAGGAGCUGGAGCUCUACUGCGGCAUGUGUGGCGAGUCCAUCGGGGACAGGGACCAAAAGCUGCAGGCCUUGCCCUGUUCCCACAUUUUCCACUAUAAGUGUCUGCAGACUAACGGGACUAAAGGCUGUCCCAAGUGUUUCAAAAACUCCAUGAAGCCAGGAUUCGUGUGAUUUCUUUUUUUUUUACCCCGCUACCUUCAACCUACGGAUCUCCAAACACGGUCCGUUGACGCCUCACGUGCUGCCGAGCGCUCUAGACAGAAGCGGGCAGCCUCGGCGAAGAGAUGACGAUCUUUGGUCUAAUUCGUGGCCCUACGCUGAGGGACGCUGAACGGAAGCUGGGCGCCCCACUCUGAGGACUCACUCGUCUUCUUUACUGACAUCACUUUGGAAGUGACUGAAGAGAACGAUGUAGGUAAAACGUCCGUUUGCCACUUUUGAAUAUAGGCUGCAGUGUUUGGCCUUUGGUUGCAGAGUGAGAAGAAGUAGCAAAGGACUUGUACAAUAAGGUUAAGAACAUUUCUUGCAUCAUGAAUAUUCUAUUCAGCUGUUAUUGAUUUCGUCACGUGAUAUUUUAUUACUGUACAUACCGUAAACUUUAGGGGAGAGGUGUCUUGCAAAAAACUUAAUGAGACUAUCAUGUCUUUACAAAAACAUGUUUAUGGAGCUGUUUUCUCCUUGAACUUAAGGAGCCGGAUCAACGCACAUUGUGUUCUUCAUAGAAAUUCCUUUUUCCGUUCAUAUCUUGAACUUUAGUAGCAAAGGACACGGAUUGCCGAACAGGGAAUCUUAUAGUUGCUUUUUUUGGGGGGAACUAGGGAUUAUAAUUGGUCAUUUAAAAAAAAUAAAAAAUAAGAUGGGAAGAAUGGCAGUGAGCUUUUGUAGAAUUGAGAAGUCUGCAUGUCCGUUUUUGCAUGUUUCAUUGACUAUAGAAUGCCAAACACGGAUUAAUCUAAAUCUAGUCAUGUAUUUACUCGAAUAUAUACAGUACCUUUAAUAAUACUAUUUCGCGGUAACCAUGUGUUUGUUACAUUUAUUUUGUUAAACAUUUUAGAAGCGUCAAAAUGUGAUAUUAUCUUUAUAAAGGGAGAAUACUUGUACGGCUACAUAUUUUAUUGGCUCUUUUAGAUUGCACUGGUGUACCUAAUUUUGUGACCAGUGAUUGUAUUUUUCUUGUAAAAGACAAAUUUGACAUUGAUUUGAUAUUUAAACGUGAAAUGCGGUCACAUUUCACAGUGAAAAAAAAAAGUUUUAGAGAUAAAAGUAAAACAGGACAAUUUUUUCAUUAAAGAUGUAUUUCCCCAAUGCUGACAAGAAUAAACUACCUCUCAUGGUUCACACAUCCAGACUGAAUAAUGAUGGAUUUUGGUGUCCUGUAGCUUCAAGAAGAUGGGAGAUACUAGUCGAAGCUGACUUUAUACAAGAUAUUAAAAUAACUUGGCAAACGUAAGGCUACAAGGAGAAAAUGAAGAGUAGGAAGUGAAUAGCUUUAUUGUAGUUGCACGUCCGCCGUUGUCGCUGUGAUCCUCCAUCUUAGGUUUGUCUUUGCGACACAAUGUUGCUUGCAUACAUUAGUGAUCUGCCUCUCUGUUUUGUGUUUUAACGUGGGUGAAUGUACCCUCUUGUUCAAUGUAUUGUAUUUUGUUUACAGAAUAAAUAGGGGGACAAAACAAAACCA